This is a messenger RNA of Lemur catta (Ring-tailed lemur), 6016 nucleotides long. RefSeq names its product PHD finger protein 19 (gene PHF19). Gene Ontology annotation, cellular component: nucleus. The record is from RefSeq and is a predicted model, not a curated record. The transcript has 14 exons. The coding region runs from base 2016 to 3857 and encodes 613 amino acids. Gene Ontology annotation, molecular function: chromatin binding; DNA binding. Gene Ontology annotation, biological process: regulation of DNA-templated transcription; chromatin organization. Lineage: Eukaryota; Metazoa; Chordata; Mammalia; Primates; Lemuridae.
AGGCCAGACGGGCUUUGGCGAUUUUGCUCACGUCCGAAGUCCGGCUGCGGCGGGAUUGGGAUGGGGGGAGCGCGGCGUCGGCGCGACUGCGGAGCGGAGCGCCCGAACCUGAAGGGUCCUUGUGCAAUCUUUUUUCCCCCUCCUGAACACCCUUUUUAAAAAGCCAACGGCCGCCCUGGGAGAGGCCCCGGCGCAUGAAUCAUCCUCGCUUCCUGCCCCCGCCCGGCCCCGCGCUCCGGGUGCCGCGGAUUUGAACUGGACGCGGACGGGAACCCGCAAACAGGCAUUUCUUUGCAGAUGGGUUUGAAUCAGCCAAUCACAGCCCGCGGGGGCCCGCUCCGGGAGGACAGAGGCGGGGGUGGGGGCCACCAGCCGGGGGCCCCCGCCCGGCCGGGCUGGAGCGGGUGCGGCGACCGGGCCCGCUCCCAAAGGCGCAGCGGGGGAGGAAGUGUCAGUUAGUGAACCUGCCGCCGCCUCCGCCUGGCCCCAGGCCCGGCGGGCGGGGACCUCGCAGUGCCGGGGGAGCCAGGUGGCAGGGAGAGGGCAGGGGUUCAGACUGCAUCCCCUGCCCGGUGCCUGUGCGCUAUGGGGGGGUGGGGAACAGGGUGGAUGGGGACGUGGCCAGCCGUCAUCUGUGGAGCCCAGACCCCUGCAGUGCCCUGCUCACCCGGGCCACACACGCACACGCAUGUAUGUGGUUUCACAUACGCACUGGCACACUGCUGUAGACGCCGUCCUGCGCGGUCUCACGGGAGUGCACGCACGCACUCCCACGGCAGCAGGCACGGGACCGUCUCCUGUCAGCAGAUAGUCAUAACGCCAGGUGCCCAGGGCCGUGCGGAGAGGGGGGAGACCAGAGUGGCCCGUGCAGGGAACAGAGGGAGGCUGUGUCUGGCCGUAGUGGAGUGUGCGGAGGGGCAUGGAGCCAGGUGAGCCCGAAGGGGGAGGAGGAGGAGAGGAUGUUGGGGGAGGCUCUGGCCACCACUGAAGGCACCGGGGAGCCCCAGAGGCUUCUGGAAGAGAGUUGGCGGCCUGAUGAAGAGUGUGGUGAGAGGUAAGAAGGCAGGAGUGGCCUGUCCAGCGCUAGGCCUGGCGGUACCGUUCCCAGCCCAGGUGUCUGGCCGAGGCGAGCACAGGCCCGGGGAACGGUUACUGAGCGAGUGGUGAAAGAAUGGCUCUAGCAAAAGAUGAGGCCUGAACUGAGACCCAGACAGGAGGAUGCACGAGUGCCAGAAGCCAUUGCGCUUGGAAUUGGCAGGCCGUGGCGCUCCUUGAUUGGAGACUCCUUGGUACUCCUGCCGGGGUUUCCCUAGCGGGGAGAGAGGAAGGGAUGGGAAAGCCGCACACCGAAUAGCAUGGUGAGAGGUAUGGAGGGGCUGGCGUGGGGACGACUCCACGGCUUGGAGCAAAUGUGCAUCUAGGUGAAAGCAUAAGUGGAUUUAAAUGUCCCAGAAUUGGUUUCCAUUAAAUCUUCCCAUAAUUGAGAACAGGAAAGGGGAUUACAAAGACACAGAUGGCCCAGUCUACACCAGUUCACAAGCCGCCCAGGAGUUUUCCUUUCUAGGUGACUUUUCUCUAGACAGAUCUCAGGCAAGGGGUGGGGGGUAUAAAACCGCGCAGUGCCUGUGUGCUGUUGUGUUUGGGGGGAGGUGGCCCACCACCACCUGGAGAAGGCCCUCACCCAGAGAACACGGAGUGUGUUUGCUUAAGGGAUAAAGGGAUAAAGCCUCCACCUCCUGAGGCAGGGAGUGUGGCUGAGGCCCCCGGGGAAGGGGACGUUGCUCUGUGUUGUUGAGAGACCCAUUCUUUAUGGAAGGCAGCACAGUGAGGGUGAGAAGAGACAGGACUGAGCUCCCUCAAUUAUGAACCGUGGCUCUGCCUCUGGUCCAUGAGCCUCUUCUUACCAAACCUCGGUUUCCCUUUCUGUAAAAUGGGAAUACUAAUGUCUUCCUCAUAGGUUGUCAUGAGUAUUCAGUGAAAUAAUAAACAUGUCUUGUACCUAGCACAGGUUACAAAUGUGGACGUUUCUUCCCUUCUCGUGCUGGGCUUUCUGGAGCAGGGGAGCAAGAGGUAAAAGCUCCGUUCUCUUUCUCUCCCAGUGUCAGCGGAAGCUGAUGGAGAAUCGAGCUCUGGAUCCAGGGACUCGGGACUCCUAUGGUGCCACCAGCCACCUCCCCAACAAGGGGGCCCUGGCGAAGGCCAAGAACAACUUCAAAGACCUGAUGUCCAAGCUGACGGAAGGCCAGUAUGUGCUGUGCCGGUGGACAGACGGACUGUAUUACCUCGGGAAGAUCAAGAGGGUCAGCAGUUCUAAGCAGAGCUGCCUUGUGACCUUCGAAGAUAAUUCCAAAUACUGGGUCCUGUGGAAGGACAUACAGCAUGCCGGUGUUCCAGGAGAGGAGCCCAAGUGCAACAUCUGCCUGGGGAAGACAUCAGGGCCGCUGAAUGAGAUCCUCAUCUGUGGGAAGUGUGGCCUGGGUUACCACCAGCAGUGCCACAUCCCCAUAGCAGGCAGUGCCGACCGGCCCCUGCUCACACCCUGGUUCUGCCGACGCUGCAUCUUCGCGCUGGCUGUGCGGAAAGGCGGCGCGCUGAAGAAGGGCGCCAUCGCCAGGACGCUGCAGGCGGUGAAGAUGGUGCUGUCCUACCAGCCCGAGGAGCUCGAGUGGGACUCGCCCCACCGCACCAAUCAGCAGCAAUGCUACUGCUACUGCGGCGGGCCCGGAGAAUGGUACCUGCGGAUGCUGCAAUGUUACCGGUGCAGGCAGUGGUUCCACGAAGCCUGCACCCAGUGCCUCAAUGAGCCCAUGAUGUUUGGAGACCGGUUCUACCUGUUCUUCUGCUCCGUGUGUAACCAGGGUCCAGAGUACAUUGAGAGGCUGCCCCUGCGAUGGGUGGACGUGGUUCACCUGGCCCUCUAUAACCUGGGGGUGCAGAGCAAGAAGAAGUACUUUGACUUUGAGGAGAUCCUGGCCUUUGUCAACCACCACUGGGAGCUCCUGCAGCUUGGCAAGCUCACCAGCACCCCCGUGACAGAUCGAGGACCGCAUCUCCUCAACGCUCUCAACAGCUACAAAAGCCGGUUCCUCUGUGGCAAGGAGAUCAAGAAGAAGAAAUGCAUCUUCCGCCUGCGCAUCCGCGUCCCCCCCAACCCGCCAGGGAAGCUGCUGCCCGACAAGGGACUGAUGCCUAGCGAGAGCGGCGCCUCCUCCGAGCUGCGUAAGAGAGGAAAGAGCAAGCCUGGUUUGUUGCCUCACGAAUUCCAGCAGCAGAAAAGGCGAGUUUAUAGAAGAAAAAGGUCAAAGUUUUUGCUGGAAGAUGCUAUUCCCAGUAGUGACUUCACCUCUGCCUGGAGCACCAACCACCACCUCGCCAGCAUAUUUGACUUCACGCUGGAUGAAAUCCAGAGUUUAAAAAGUGCCAGUUCAGGCCAGACCUUCUUCUCGGAUGUGGACUCCACAGACGCCGCCAGCACCUCUGGCUCCGCCUCCACCAGCCUCUCCUAUGACUCCAGACGGACAGUGGGCAGCCGCAAGAGGAAGCUGGCAGCCAAAGCAUACAUGCCACUGCGGGCAAAGCGGCGGGCGGCUGAGCUGGGUGGACACUGCCCCUCGGACAGCAGUGCAGAGGGGGCUUCAGGCCCCGAGCGGCCAGAAGAAGGCAUUGACAGCCACACGUUUGAGAGCAUUAGUGAAGAUGACUCAUCCUUGUCCCACCUCAAGUCAUCUAUCACCAACUACUUCGGCGCAGCUGGGCGGCUGGCCUGUGGGGAGAAGUACCAGGUGCUGGCGAGGAGGGUCACGCCUGAGGGCAAGGUUCAGUACCUGGUGGAGUGGGAAGGGACCACCCCUUACUGACUAGCCCUGGGGGGAGGCCAGGAGCCCUGAAAACCAAAGGAGGGACAGCAGAAGCCAUAGGCUCCAGUUUUCUCCGGGCUGGGGUGGGAGAGGGAAGCAGGACAGAGCUCCAAGUGCAUGGCCAAGGCCCUGCCUGCCUGUCUGCCUCUCAGGCCAAGGCCAAGGCCUGUGUCUCUGCUGUGCCAGUUCUGCUCUAGGGCCUCCUCAGGCUCGUCACCCCUUCGCCUGUGUCCCUAAGGUUCCACUGGCUAUUUUCCAGUGUCUCCACACUCCACACCCCCAACUCUUUACGCGUUCCUCUGAAUUUGUGUCUCCCUGGCUCUGUGACCCUUUCUCCUGAGGCCCGAAUCUUUGUCACCAGCUCUGUCCCUUAACCUCUCUCUUCCCUUUUGGGUGUGUUUAUACAUCCUAUGUGUGCACACUGUCCCUCCAGUGGGUAUCUUUACAUCUGACCUGUGGGGCAGCCGGUCCUUCUAGGACUACGUUAUGAGGACAGGAACCUUUGAGAGAGAAUGGGAGGAGGAGGAUAAGAGGCUGCCUCUUGGAGCUUUUCCCUCCCACUUUCCUGCCCUCGGAGAGAGGUGGUGGGGGUGGGAGAAGGGCCCCAUGAACACCUAUGAGGGGGGAGAGACUCCGAGACUCUCGGAUGUGAGGGGCAAAGAGCUGGGUCUGCCUCCGAAGGCCGGGGCACCAGGGCCCAGGUAUUCGGGCUGAGUGAAGGCUGCGGGAGUCAGCCGUGGAGCUCCCAGAAGUUCUUGGUUCUCUGGCCACACCCCUCCAUUGCCACAGACCUGGGCCUAGCCUUGCUGGAGUGGAGGCAGGAGGGAGGGCAGCCAUGUCGUGCUACACCCAGACUGUUUCCGGUGCCUCCCGGCCCUAGACCCACCACGGACGCAGCCAGACAACACACAUCCACUCACACGGAAGUUUCCACACACGCCUCCACACCACAUGUGCACGCGCGGCACACAUUCCCUGUGGGGCCAGCCUGGCUCCCGCCCUUGGCCCUCUGCAGGGCCCUCGUGCUGCAACUCAGUGUGCGAGCUCGGCUCCUGCCCCUCCUUCAGCCCCACAGGGAAGCACAGGGGACUCACCCUCUUCCAUAUCCCCUGCCCUGCCCAGAAGUUCACCAUCACUUUUUGGGACAGGCUGCAAUUUUUAAAGGGGCUGUAUCACUCAGUUCCCUCAAAGGGAAACCUUUGCCAGUGGGGGUAGUGUUCCCUCAUCUGGAGGGAAACCAAAAUUGGGAGGGGGAAGGGGACCCCUCAUUUUUGCUGCUUCCAGAGAUGUUAGAAACUGACUCACUUGAUUGGAAAAUGAAAAGAAGUGCCUUGACUUGGGGGGUGGGCACCAGAUGGGGACCAGCCUUGCCAACUGCUGCUGUGGCCUCCAGCAUGGGUGGGUUCUGCGGGCCGCCAGCGGGAAGGCGAAGGUGGGUGGAAAAGUGAGAGGUAGGGGGACCGAGGCCUGAGAAGCUGGGUUUUCCAUUACUAGGCCUGAGUCCCCUCCUCACCUGUGAGCAUUCACGGGGUCCCUAAGGUAGUUGAGAUGCCCCCUGCCUUAAACCUCUGCUGCCAUCGUGCCUUUCAAAGGGACUUCACCCUCUGUGUACAGCCCACCUGCCUCCCUCUGCUCCCCUGGCAAGGCCCAGGCAGGGACAGGCUGGCUUGGGCCCAGUUCUUCCCCCUCUCAGCCCCACAGCUGCUGCCACUGGGGCCUCCAACUGGGGCCAGGUGGAAGGGGAGCUGAGAAGCCAGCCCCCAGCCCAGUAGGGGUGUGGGGCCUGGGAUGCAAUCUGUGGCUUCCUGCCUGGCUUCAGAGCACACAGCAGCCUCCCAGGCCUCCUUUCCAGACUUCUGAGAAAGCCCAGGAUGAGCAUGGCCUGUUACAGUACAGCUGCACCUUCCCUACUCAGGCUCCAGAGGGCUCUGGGCUUCAAGAGAGGAAAGGAGGGAAGGUGGUGUCCUCCCUACCUGGGGAAGCAGGAGCCCUAACAAGGUGGCCCCGACUCCCCACUCCAGCAUUUCAUUCAUACCAGAUCAUAGCUGCAUUACUGCCAACUGACCCCGUAACCCUUUGCACCUUCUAAAAGAUUCAUGGUUUUGAAUUGCUGCUUUUAAUAACAUUUGUUACAUUAAAGUUAUAAUUAAUGUGUCUGA